Molecule: messenger RNA, 2211 nt
Organism: Periophthalmus magnuspinnatus
Lineage: Eukaryota; Metazoa; Chordata; Actinopteri; Gobiiformes; Gobiidae
Gene: eef1da
Product: eukaryotic translation elongation factor 1 delta a (guanine nucleotide exchange protein)
Exons: 8
Coding region: 849-2162 (437 amino acids)
Biological process (GO): translational elongation
Cellular component (GO): eukaryotic translation elongation factor 1 complex; cytosol
Molecular function (GO): translation elongation factor activity; guanyl-nucleotide exchange factor activity
Source: RefSeq, a predicted model, not a curated record
ACUCCUAAAGUUUAAGGUAAGUGGUUCUGUUGCUUUGCAGCUUAUGCUCCUAACAUAUGGUAAAUUGCCUCUUAAACUUUUGAUUAAAAACGUAUAUAAUUGGAUUUUACCAGGUAAAAUGACUUAACAAUUUUCAAUUUGAUUUAUAAAGUAAACACGUAAGAACGCCACACUGUAUCUGAACUGCUCUAACAGUGACAUAAACUGGUGAGGUGGGUUCAAGUGUUCAAAAGGAGAACAGCUGAAAACCAUGCUGAAGAGGGAUAACCAUGGUUAUGAAGAGUUGUUUGAAAAUAAAGCAAAUCUAAAUUAAAUUUGAGUAAUACUUUGGGCUGCAACACUGGCUGAACUGUGUGAAAUUGCAUUGUUUGGGAAAAUUGUUGUCCAAGUGUCUUUGCAUGAAGAGAUUUUGGUUCUGGGCAAAAAUUGUUUUUGCAGUUAAUUGUUGAUGUGGGGGAUUGUUUGUGGAUUUUAAAGUACAGCCUUGAUUGGUUGUCAGGUAUAUUAAUUACUUACUUGAUUAAAGAACUGUGAAUUUUCUAUGUGCAUUGCAUAAAAUGGUUCUAAUUUCAGCCUGUGCACUCUGCACUUAUCAGAAUUUGACUUGGCUUUGUUUUCUGGGAACAGGUCGAUCAAUGAAAUGUUAUCAUGACAUGGCCAUUUUAAUCCAAAAUUAACUAAUCCACUGUGGGAAUAAUUUUUAAUAGUUUUUUUUUUUUCUUCUAUAGCCCACUUGGCAUUUGCUAACACUGCUUUCUUGAGUUUAACUUAUCUAACAGCCCAAGCUUCUCCCUGUCGCCUGCUCUCUCUCUUUACUCCAAAGUGAGUCGAGCAGCUGUCCCAGUGCGAUGGACCCAUCCAGCCCAAAGCACCCCGCCUCGCGCGCUGUGCAGCAGGAGAGGGGCAUCAUCAGUGGAGACAACGUUCAGUUUGGGCGCGUGAAGAGGCGCUCCCGUCUGUCCCAGUCUGAGAGCUCUGGCCCUGAGGAGGAGAUUGGUUCCUACGGCCGCAGCCCUGUGCUUCAGGGGCUCCAGGCCGAGCAGGUGUGGUACAACCGCAGCGCCUAUGACCACGCGGAGGGUAACUACCACCGGCAACGCACCUCCAGUGGUAACGGGCCAUUGAGCUCCUCCCCGCGCAGCCCUAAUGUCCGCUCUUUCCAUGCCAAACGUAACCAAAACCAAGAUCCCAACCACUCAUCUCCCACAAUGGUCAGGUCCUCCGGGACCCGACAGGACAACAAGGGCCGCAACCGCACCUCAUCAGAGACCGAGUCUGGGGCCAGAGGCAGCAGAGGGCCUGCCCCCCGCAAGAGAGGCUUCUCUGAGACCGAAAACAAGCCCAAACGGGACAAUACCAUCAUGAAAGGACUGCAGUGCCUCACCGCUGACAACAUCUGGUUCGACAAACACCGUUACGAUGACGCCGAGAGACGCUACUACGAGUCUCUGAGUGGCCACGUCCCUCAGCAACAACAUCAGGCGAAAUCAGCCCUGCAGCAGGCCAAAGGGAAGCCUAAACGGCAGCACAGGAACUCUUCCUCACACGCUGCAGCCGGAGACCAGGAGCUCAUCUCUCGCAUGAAGAGUCUGGAGGUGGAGAACCAGUCACUGCACAAAGUUGUUUACGAUUUGAGAGCAGCCCUGCUGAAGCUGGAGUCCAGAGUUGCUGUGCUGGAGAAGAGCCCUGCUGUCCCAUGUGCCAAGGCGGGCCCAGUUCAGGCAGCUCCCGUGCAGCAAAAGAAGGUAGAGAAUGGAGCCAAGGCCGCUUCGGAGGAUGAGGAUGAUGACCUGGACCUGUUCGGUAGCGACGAGGAAGACGAAGAGGCAGAGCGCGUCAAACAGGAGCGACUGGACGCCUACGCCGCCAAGAAGGCCAAGAAACCUGCUCUCAUUGCAAAGUCCUCCAUCAUCCUGGACGUCAAGCCUUGGGAUGAUGAGACAGACAUGGCAAAGAUGGAGGAGUGUGUGCGCUCUAUACAGAUGGACGGGCUCUUGUGGGGGGCAUCCAAACUGGUCCCGGUUGGAUACGGCAUCAAGAAACUGCAGAUCAACUGUGUGGUGGAGGACGAUAAAGUGGGCACAGAUAUCCUAGAGGAGGAGAUCACCAAGUUUGAAGACCAUGUCCAGAGUGUAGACGUCGCCGCCUUCAACAAGAUCUAAAGUCCAUCCACUGUUGCACAGUUAAUAAAAUACUAUGCAAUGAGCACAA